CUACAAGUUCAUGCUGUCUAUCGUUUUUAUACCCUCUUAUGGGUCCUCUUCUUCACUUAAUCAUCAUCGACUCCUCCAAUGUUCUCUUUCCUUCUUCUUCCUCAAAUGGCUACUACGACCCUUUCUUUCUUCAACUCUGCUUCCGCUUCUCUUUCACCUCACUACCAUCUCAUCUUCACUGCCUUAGCUUUUCUUUUCUCAUGCCUUAUUUUCUUGCUCACACAGAAAACCAAAUCCAGAAAGCUUAACCUUCCACCAGGACCCCCUGGAUGGCCAAUUGUUGGUAACCUCUUUCAAGUUGCACGUUCUGGGAAACCUUUCUUUGAUUAUAUCAAUGAUCUCAAAGGCAAAUAUGGCUCAAUUUUCACCCUUAAGAUGGGUACAAGGACAAUGAUCAUAAUCUCUGAUGCUAAACUUGUGCAUGAGUCAAUGAUCCAAAAGGGUGCAACCUAUGCCACCAGACCCCCAGAGAAUCCAACAAGAAACAUAUUCAGUGCAAACAAGUUCACUGUGAAUGCAGCAGUGUAUGGCCCAGUUUGGAAAUCACUGAGAAGGAACAUGGUGCAGAACAUGCUUAGCUCGACCAGGCUCAAGGAGUUUCGUAGUGUUAGGGACAACGCAAUGGACAAGCUUAUCAACAGGCUUAGAGUUGAAGCAGAGAAGAACAAUGGGGCUGUUUGGGUGCUCAAAGAUGCUAGAUUUGCUGUGUUCUGCAUACUUGUGGCUAUGUGUUUUGGUCUUGAGAUGGAUGAAGAAGCAUUGGAGAGAAUAGAUCAGGUUAUGAAGAGUGUUCUCAUCAUACUGAAUCCGAGAGUUGAUGACUAUUUACCAAUUCUAAGCCCAUUUUUCUCAAAGCAGAGAAAGAGAGCUAUGCAAGUUCGAAAAGAACAGGUUGAGUUCAUAGUCCCUUUGAUUGAGCAGAGAAAGAGAGCACUCCAAAACCCAGGAUCAGAUCACACAGCCACAACCUUUUCCUAUCUAGACACACUCUUUGAUCUCAAAGUUGAAGGGAAAAAAUCAGUACCCUCAGAUGCUGAAUUGGUGACACUAUGCUCAGAGUUCCUUAAUGGUGGCACAGACACAACAGCAACUGCAGUUGAGUGGGGCAUAGCACAAAUCAUAGCCAACCCUGAGAUUCAAACAAAAAUGUUCCAAGAAAUUAAGAUGACAGUGGGAGACAAGAAAGUUGAUGAAAAGGAUGUUGAGAAAAUGCCGUACCUACAUGCUGUGGUUAAGGAGCUACUAAGGAAGCAUCCUCCAACACACUUUACACUCACACAUUCUGUGACUGAACCUACCACUUUGGCAGGGUAUGACAUACCAGUUGAUGCAAAUGUUGAGGUCUACAUUCCAGCUGUUGGUGAUGACCCCAGAUUGUGGUCCAAUCCUGAAAAGUUUGACCCUGAAAGGUUCAUUUCUGGGGGUGAGGAAGCUGACAUAACUGGGGUCACAGGAGUGAGGAUGCUGCCAUUUGGUGUUGGAAGAAGGAUAUGUCCUGGUUUGGCUAUGGCCACUGUGCAUAUUCAUCUUAUGCUGGCUAGGAUGGUGCAGGAGUUUGAGUGGAGUGCAUACCCACCAGGCAAGAUGUUGGAUUUCACUGGGAAAUUGGAGUUCACUGUGGUCAUGAAGGAAUCUCUAAGGGCAACCAUCAAGCCAAGAGGGGAUACAGUCCAGUUGUAAAUUUUUUCUUGUUUCUGGUUUUUACAAUAUAUAUAUUUUAUAUAUACAUCAUGCAUGUUGUGGUUUGCAUACAACUGAAACGUUUCAUCCCAUUAUUAUAAUCUUUAUUAUUCAUCUUUGUCCGUUGGAGAAUUUUGUCUUGGUGUUGUCAUAAAAUGGAUCUCUAUUGGAUAUUUAUAGUUUACCUUAUUUAUAUGAACAUCCUUGUUGAAGCAAUCCACAUGUAGCUGUAGUCUUGUAGACAUCGCUUUUCUUAUUGUUAAUGGAAGGUUAA
This is a messenger RNA of Gastrolobium bilobum, 1954 nucleotides long. RefSeq names its product cytochrome P450 77A3. Gene Ontology annotation, cellular component: membrane. Gene Ontology annotation, molecular function: heme binding; oxidoreductase activity, acting on paired donors, with incorporation or reduction of molecular oxygen, NAD(P)H as one donor, and incorporation of one atom of oxygen; iron ion binding. The coding region runs from base 79 to 1680 and encodes 533 amino acids. NCBI's taxonomy places the organism in Eukaryota, Viridiplantae, Streptophyta, Magnoliopsida, Fabales, Fabaceae. The record is from RefSeq and is a predicted model, not a curated record. The transcript has a single exon.